Otolemur garnettii (small-eared galago) is the source of this 941-nucleotide messenger RNA. It is a transcript of the gene NTMT2, whose product is annotated as methyltransferase like 11B. Gene Ontology annotation, biological process: N-terminal protein amino acid methylation. Gene Ontology annotation, molecular function: N-terminal protein N-methyltransferase activity. Lineage: Eukaryota; Metazoa; Chordata; Mammalia; Primates; Galagidae. The record is from RefSeq and is a predicted model, not a curated record. Gene Ontology annotation, cellular component: cytoplasm. Bases 61 to 912 code for a protein of 283 amino acids. The transcript is spliced from 4 exons.
UCAAAGAAACGGCAAGGCAAGCUUCCUUUUCUGUAGGCAUAAUUAUCGUCCCCCUUCACCAUGGCCCACCUAGGGGCCCAUUUCGCAUUUAGGUCUCGCUGGCAGAAGACGGACGAUGAACUCUGUCGACACAGCAUGUCCUUCAUCCUUCAUAAAGCCAUUCGCAAUGACUUCUUUCAGAGCUAUCUGUACCUGCUGGAAAAAAUUCCCCUGGUGAAAUUGUAUGCCUUAACAAGUCAAGUCAUCAAUGGCGAGAUGCAGUUUUAUGCAAGAGCUAAGCUUUUCUACCAGGAAGUACCGGCCACAGAAGAGGGUAUGAUGGGAAAUUUCAUUGAACUGUCCAGCCCAGAUAUUCAAGCCUCUCAGGAAUUUCUUAGGAAAUUCAUUGGGGGUUCCGGGAGAGCUGGAACGGACUGCGCCUUGGACUGCGGCUCUGGGAUAGGAAGGGUGAGCAAGCAUGUCUUGUUGCCGGUUUUCAACAGUGUGGAACUGGUGGACAUGAUGGAAUCUUUCCUCCUUGAAGCCCAGAACUACCUUCAGGUUGCAGGAGACAAGGUAGAGAGCUACCACUGCUACAGCCUGCAGGAAUUCACACCCCCGUUUGGGAGAUACGAUGUCAUCUGGAUUCAGUGGGUCUCCGGGCACCUGACUGAUAAGGACCUUCUUGCAUUUCUUUCCCGGUGCCGAGAUGGCUUGAAAGAAAAUGGUGUCAUCAUUCUGAAGGACAAUGUGGCACGGGAGGGCUGUGUCUUCGAUCUCUCUGACAGCAGUGUGACCCGGGACAUGGACAUCCUCCGGAGCCUCAUUAGGAAGAGUGGGCUGGUGGUGCUGAGCCAGGAGAAGCAGGAGGGCUUCCCAGAGCAGUGCAUUCCCGUGUGGAUGUUCGCACUGCACAAUGAUGGACACUCCUGAAAUGCAGUGGGAACGAAUGACUGGACUGG